AUGCGGUCACGUGGCACCCCCAAGCUACCCGCAAAGCAGUUGGCUAUUCUCGCAAUAUGCAGAUUUUCUGAACCCGUGGCCUUGACUUCCGUCUUCCCAUAUCUGCCUGAGAUGAUUGAGAGUUUCGGUAUUGAUAAGAAGGAUGUUGCUAAAUGGGCUGGCAUCACAUCGGCCGUCUUCUCUCUUUCGCAAUGCGUGACGGCCAUUAUCUGGGGCAGGGCUUCGGAUCGAUUUGGUCGCAAACCUGCAAUUUUAGUUGCGCUUACUUGUACUAUGGUUUCUACCUUGUUUUGGGGCUUGUCCACAUCGCUUCCCAUGGCCAUGCUUGCAAGAGCACUGGCUGGCGCGUGCAAUGGAAAUGUCGGCGUUAUUCGCACAACUGUUGCUGAAAUGGUUCCUCAGAAGGAGCUUCAACCACGGGCAUUUUCCAUCAUGCCGCUAGUAUGGAGUCUAGGUUCCAUUUUCGGACCAACAUUUGGUGGUUUCUUCGCCAAACCAGCCGAAAAUUAUCCCGGAUUGUUUGGACAGAACAAAUUCCUAAUCAAGUAUCCCUUUGCCCUUCCAAACAUCGUUGCAAGUGCAUUAUUUUUGACAGGAAUCACUGUCGGGUUCUUGUUUCUCAAGGAAACAUUGGAGACAAAAAAGCAUAAGACGGACUACGGCCGUGAGCUGGGCAAGUCACUUGUCUCAGCAUUCAAGGUCCUCUUCCGUCUCCACCCCAAGCCCAAGCCUUUUGGACGAGCUUGCGCUACCGGCGAUGACCCGUCAGCCCCUCUACUUCGAAGAAUAUCCAUCUCUAGAUCUGAAUCAUCGACAGCUUUUGACGAUGAUGCAUUCACCUCAAAGGAUUCUAUGCAGGAGCCACCUCAAUCUCGGCCCACGUUCUCCGAGGUAUUUACACGGCAGAGUGUUAUAAACCUUAUGUCGUACACCUUCCUCGCUCUACACUCGGUUUCAUAUGAUCAACUCCUCCCUAUCUUCAUGCACCACCCCCGUCAGACGCCUGAUUCGAGCAAUACCCGUCUGCCGUUUAAAUUCUCCGGAGGCUUUGGACUCGGAGCAAGUCGAAUUGGCACGUUGUUCACAAUGUACGGCAUUAUCGGCUGCUUUAUACAAUUCCUAAUCUUCCCGCCGGUCGCCAGGAAAUUCGGGGUGUUGAACUGCUUUAAAUGCUGCGCCAUAACAUUUCCUGUGGUUUGCUUCGUCACUCCCUAUACUGCUCUCAUUCAGUCACAUUCUCUGCAGCAAGCCACAAUGUUUAGCAUUAUGAUCGUCAAAAGUUUCGCUGUUAUCUUUGCGUUUCCAUGCUCGAUUAUAUUGUUGACCAACAGUGCUGUAAGCCUACGGAUUUUAGGCACGUUGAACGGUGUUGCAGUCAGUGUUUCGGCCAUUGGGCGAGCCGUGGGCCCAGCCAUCGGUGGUGUAGCAUUUACUUGGGGUUUAGAGAAGGGAUACGUGAUAACACCAUGGUGGCUGCUGGGCACCCUUGCCGCCAUCGGAGCCAUUCCAAUCUGGUAUCUAGUUGAGAUGGACGGAUUCGAUAAAUCGGAAUCGGAUUUGAGCGAUGAAGAGGACGAGAAUUUAUUAGACCCCAUCGACGAGAGUGAGAACGGUGCGAUCCUGGAAGGUGAUGAGGUCCUGACAUAUUACGAUGAUGAGGAGGCCUUGGAUAUUGUGGAUGGGCCUUCCCUGGCACGUAUAUCAUCCAAGAAGAGUUGGACCGGCACCGAAGCCGGUAAUUCCAGCAAGCUCGGAAGUAGCUUCGAGAGUAGGAUGAGUAGUCCCAUCGGAUUGAGAGAGCCCGUUGGUCCAGGUGGGCGAAGGCUAAGCAACGGCCUUGCAGCUAGUAAUUUUGGACAGGGAAUUGGGGGAACGAGUUUCAACUGA
Molecule: messenger RNA, 1887 nt
Organism: Venustampulla echinocandica
Lineage: Eukaryota; Fungi; Ascomycota; Leotiomycetes; Helotiales; Pleuroascaceae
Exons: 5
Coding region: 1-1887 (628 amino acids)
Biological process (GO): transmembrane transport
Molecular function (GO): transmembrane transporter activity
Source: RefSeq, a predicted model, not a curated record